AUGGCGUUGUCUCGGAGUCUCGCUCAGGUGCCCUCGAGUGACGGCGAAGAGAACUUUGUACUGGAGACGAGGUCUCAGGAACGGAACUCAACGAGUUUUGAGGAAAAAAUGGAUGGAAAGAGGAGGAAGCGUAAGAUGGUGUACCAAGAGUCUGACGACGACGAGGAAGAGAAGGAGAGAAAUCAAGAGGAUGAGGAGAGAAAGGAAGCAGGAGAGAAGAGCCAUGGCGUGAAACCGGUUGGUGAGCCGGUUAAAGUUACGGGUAAAGGCAAAGAGAGAAUAAUCCAUUACAGGCAGUUCGAGUAUGGUGGUAACAGAUACCAUCUGGAGGAUUCAGUGCUCUUGAAUCCACAACCUGAUAGUGAAAAGCCUUAUGUUGCCUUUAUCAAGGAUAUAACCCAAAGAAAUGAUGGACGCAUGAUGAUUAUGGUACAGUGGUUUUAUCGCCCAGAAGAAGCAGAAAAAAAGGGUGGUGGAAAUUGGGUAGCAAAUGAUACACGAGAAGUGUUCUACAGUUUCCAUUGUGAUGAGGCCGAUGCAGAAUCUGUGAUGCAUAGAUGUGUGGUGUAUUUCGUUCCAGCUCAUAAGCAACUUCCGAAACGCAAACAGAACCCUGGUUUUAUAGUGCGAAAGGUGUAUGAUACUGAUGAGAAGAAGCUGCGUAAGUUGACUGAUAAGGAUUAUGAUGUUGAAGUACAACAUGAAAUUGACCUCCUUGUGGAAAAAUCAAUGUCGCGAUUGGGUGAUCUUCCUGACCUUGAAACUGAGGAAAAUGUAGAGAAGACUAAAAGAUCUUCCCGGAAAGUAAUCUCUCUAAAAUCCAUAACCAGUUCUCAUGAAGCUGAGAAGAAAGCAACAGAAGAAUCAUUGAAGACAACCAAUGAUUUUAAUGCUGACAACAAUCCUGAAGGCACCAAGUAA
Molecule: messenger RNA, 921 nt
Organism: Eruca vesicaria subsp. sativa (arugula)
Lineage: Eukaryota; Viridiplantae; Streptophyta; Magnoliopsida; Brassicales; Brassicaceae
Source: the annotation of a GenBank genome assembly